UGUAAACGCAGCCUAUGUAAGACCCACAUAGAUACAUGUAUAUUUACAAUGAGGCCUAUUUCUAUAGCUUGUAAAGUGGUAACUAAGCCAGGGUUAUGAUACUGACACAGAGUCGAUGGGAGAGGGAACCACUGAGAAAAGGGAAACCACAUCCUUAUCUCCUUCUCCUGCAACCACUCCCACUUGUAAAAGAACUGUCCUUGAUAAACGGUAGAAGGAAAAGGGGUUUCAGAGCAACGACAAAUACCAAUAGUUGAGAUGGGAUCUUGUUUCAGCGGCUACGUUCGGCAACAAAGUCCAAAUAGGUCCAACAACCCUUCAGCCACUGUUCGGAACUCCAACACAGCGUUUGCUCUGGACCUUUACCGUAUACUGAGUGAAAACCAUGCAGAUGGAAACAUAUUUUUCUCCCCUCUGAGCAUCAGUUCAGCUCUGGCCAUGGUCUAUCUGGGGGCCAAAGGAGACACCGCCGAACAGAUGGCAAAGACCCUGUGUCUCGACACUGCCACUGAUGUCCACUCUGAUUUUCAAAAACUCAGCUCAAACAUCAACAAACCCUCAGCUUCAUACCAAUUGAAACUGGUCAACUGCCUGUAUGGAGAAGAGACCUUCAACUUCUUCCCAGAGUUCAUUGAAGCCACACAGAAGUUCUACCAUGCAGAGCUGAAGGCUAUGGACUUUAUAGGGGCUGCAGAGGAGUCCAGAGCACAAAUCAACAGCUGGGUGGAAAAGAAAACAGACAAUAAAAUUAAAGUGAUGUUGAAACCUGGAGCUCUAAGCAGCAUGACCAGGUUGGUUCUUGUGAAUGCAGUCUAUUUUAAAGCACAAUGGAUAAGUGAGUUCCAUGAAGCUGAUACCAGGGAACAAACCUUUCAAGUCAAUGAGAAUGAGAAAAGACAGGUGCAGAUGAUGGUUCAAGUCAAGAAGUUACCAUACAACUACAUAUCCCAGUUCAAACUCCAAAUUCUGGAGCUUCCAUAUAAAGGGGAGGAGCUGAGCAUGUUCUUCCUUUUGCCUGCAGAUUCCAAUGACCCUGACCAGUUACUGAAGCUGGGGAGAGCGCUGACACCGGAGAGGAUCCACAAGUGGACCAGACGGCAGGAAAUGGGCACGAGGACCAAAGUCCAGGUUUCAAUCCCCAAGUUUAAACUGCAGGAGGACUACCAGCUAAACACACUCCUGGCCUCGCUGGGCAUGGUGGAUGUGUUCGACCAGGACAGAGCGGACCUAUCUGGGAUGAACGCAGCGAUGGAAGAUAGGGUCUGCCUAUCCACUGUAGCCCACAAGGCCUUCGUGGAAGUGAACGAGAGAGGCACAGAGGCAGGUGCGUCCACAGCGGCAGAGGGCAUAAUGUACGGUUUCAGUAACAAGCAUUACUUCACGGCAGACCACCCCUUUAUUUUCUUCAUUAGACACAACCAGACCCAAUCCAUUCUGUUUCUGGGCAGGUUCUCCUCACCUUAGGAGGGUGACAGGGAGGGAAGAUCUCUGUAGGAAGGGAAAAUAAUAUUUUGAAAAACAUGUUAUGUAAUUGAUAAGAUAAUUGAUCUGUUUAAGGUUUUGACUAAAGUAUUCCACUCUGAAUCCAUAUAACUUUGUGAAAUGUAUUAGAAUUAUAAGGCUAUAAUAAUGUGUUAAAGACUAUAAUCCAAUACUGUGUGUGAGUAGACUGUUUAUGAGUAAGACACUGUUACUAUUUCAAAAUGAGCAGGGCAGAGUUGAUAAGACGACCUUGUGAAAGUAACAGGAAAAGGGGCCUCCCUGAGUUAUGGAGGGGAACAACUGCCCGAAAACGGCUAGGUGGGCAGAAGAUUAGGAAACAGGUUGCAGAAGUGUGAUAAAGAAUGUAUGUGUACUGUGGAAAAAUACAGCCGCCUAAAGCGGGGUGGAGUUCUCUACUGAUCUGUGUCCUCAUUUUUAGGCAGAGCUCUCGUAAAUAAACAAUCUGACCAUUGUAA
Molecule: messenger RNA, 1958 nt
Organism: Salmo salar (Atlantic salmon)
Lineage: Eukaryota; Metazoa; Chordata; Actinopteri; Salmoniformes; Salmonidae
Product: leukocyte elastase inhibitor
Biological process (GO): negative regulation of endopeptidase activity
Molecular function (GO): serine-type endopeptidase inhibitor activity
Source: RefSeq, a predicted model, not a curated record